CACUGCUUUUUCUACUGCUACCUAUCCUCCGUUUUCCCUUACUCUAUUUUACUCUCUCUGUUACACACUCAAGCAUAAACAUCCUGUUCUUUUCCACCAUCACUUUAUCUUCUAUCAAGCCUUUUGUAUUUAGUUACACUCUAAAAACUUAACUGCUCCUUUCUUCUGAGGUCUCUUUCCCUUGAGAAAGAUGGGCAUCACUCAAAUGUGUUUCUGCUGCCACAAAUAUAGACAAACCAUCAUAUGGCUCAUUCUCUUUGCUUCAACUUUGACCAAUAUUGUUUUCAUGGCUGAAGGAAGAGCAAUUUCUAAUCUUAUUGAAGUUACCAAGAAGGACAUGAAAGAUGGGGAAUCAAUCAUGGUUGCAAAAGCUCAGAUAGGGUCAAGGCCUCCUAAGUGUGAAAAGAGAUGCAGAAAUUGUGGACAUUGUGAAGCAGUUCAAGUUCCGGUUGUCCCUCAAAUUCAAAGUCAUAGAAGGCAUUUUCCCACAGCAAGAGGAACCGUAGUUGUUACUUAUUCAAGAGGUGAUGACCUUUCCAAUUACAAACCAAUGAGUUGGAAAUGCAAGUGUGGGGACUACUAUUUCAAUCCAUGA
Messenger RNA from Abrus precatorius (Indian licorice), 595 nucleotides. RefSeq names its product EPIDERMAL PATTERNING FACTOR-like protein 2. Gene Ontology annotation, biological process: guard cell differentiation; stomatal complex development. The transcript is spliced from 3 exons. Bases 191 to 595 code for a protein of 134 amino acids. The record is from RefSeq and is a predicted model, not a curated record. Lineage: Eukaryota; Viridiplantae; Streptophyta; Magnoliopsida; Fabales; Fabaceae.